UGGGCCCCUGUACCGCCUCCUCAUGCUGCUGCAAGGCCCCUAAUCUGCCAUGGGCCCCUGUACCGCCUCCUCACGCUGCUGCCAGGCCCCUAAUCUGCCAUGGGCCCCUGUACCGCCUCCUCACGCUGCUGCCAGGUCCACAGUGUCUGCCAUGGGUCCCUGUACAGGCCUCCCAUUGCUGCUGUCUCCAACGCCACACUCUGAGCCAUGUGCCACUAUCAGGUCUCCUCACACUGCUGGUGGGUUCCAUUUUUGUCAUAGGAUGCUGGCAGAUUACGGGCCUCCUCCAUUGCUGCUGCCAGGCCCCUAAUCUGCCAUGGGCCCCUGUACCGCCUCCUCAUUGCUGCCAGGUUCACAGAGUGUCUCUGUCCCUGUACCGCCACAUUGCUGUGAUCUCAUGCCACUCUGCAUGUGCCACUUUCAGGUCUCCUCAC
Messenger RNA from Staurois parvus, 434 nucleotides. The record is from the annotation of a GenBank genome assembly. Lineage: Eukaryota; Metazoa; Chordata; Amphibia; Anura; Ranidae.